UUCUUGUAAAAUUUUCGUGUGUGCGUGGUCGGAUAGAAGAAAGCUGUGAAUUUAAUAAAAUAUAAUUUCAAGGAAGUAUUUAUUUACAAUAAUAACGUUAUUAUAAAACAUGGCACGUACCAAGCAAACUGCGCGUAAAUCAACUGGUGGAAAGGCGCCCCGUAAACAACUCGCUACCAAGGCAGCGCGUAAGUCCGCGCCGUCGACUGGAGGUGUUAAGAAACCACAUCGCUAUCGUCCAGGCACUGUCGCUUUGCGUGAGAUCCGUCGCUACCAGAAGAGCACAGAGUUGCUCAUCCGUAAGUUGCCGUUCCAGCGGUUGGUGCGUGAAAUCGCUCAAGAUUUCAAGACCGACUUGCGUUUCCAGUCUGCUGCUAUCGGUGCUUUGCAGGAAGCAUCCGAGGCUUACCUAGUGGGCUUGUUCGAGGACACCAACCUUUGCGCAAUCCACGCGAAGCGCGUCACCAUUAUGCCCAAGGACAUUCAAUUGGCGCGUCGUAUCCGUGGCGAGCGCGCUUAAAUUAAGACGCCAUCUUGGAUUAGACACGCAGCUGCAAAAGCAAAAACAAUCGUGAAAAAUAUGUAUAAUCCACACCAUAAAGACGCAUUUAGAAGGAAGGCGGAAAUAUGCAUUUUAUUAGUAUAUUGCUCUUGUUGCGUAUUUCAAUUUUUGUUUGUAAGAGUAUUACAUGUUUUGAUUAAGUACAAACCACAACGAAUUACAUGUUAAAUGUACAAUUACCGAUAAUAAAUAAAACAUUAACAUAUGUACAUACAUAUGUAGUUCAAA
Scaptodrosophila lebanonensis is the source of this 790-nucleotide messenger RNA. Its product is annotated as histone H3.3. The coding region runs from base 110 to 520 and encodes 136 amino acids. Gene Ontology annotation, cellular component: nucleosome. The transcript has 2 exons. NCBI's taxonomy places the organism in Eukaryota, Metazoa, Arthropoda, Insecta, Diptera, Drosophilidae. The record is from RefSeq and is a predicted model, not a curated record. Gene Ontology annotation, molecular function: protein heterodimerization activity; DNA binding; structural constituent of chromatin.